Protopolystoma xenopodis is the source of this 501-nucleotide messenger RNA. Lineage: Eukaryota; Metazoa; Platyhelminthes; Monogenea; Polystomatidea; Polystomatidae. The record is from the annotation of a GenBank genome assembly.
AUGAGGCCUGUCGAGGCAAAGAUAAUUCGUUGCGAGAAGAUGAAAUUUGAAGAAUCCGAAAGCCGCACUUGCAUAUGUAGGGACGUGCCAAACCUCAUCGGUACCCUAGACCCUAGUCCUACACCUCCUAACAAUAGACAGUACAACUUGAGCACCACUUGCUCACUUAUACAAGCCAAGGAGGUGUGGGCUCGAAUCCUGCAAAUUAUGACAAAAUCUCUGAUCAAAAAGGACAAUAGCAAGCUGCACGGAAAGUUGGCAACACAAAGUAGACAGUCUGUAUCAUUUUACAUGGCUCAGGUUGUCCUCCCAAUUCAAGUCAGCAAACUUAAUCUGCCCAGCCAACGGUCCGAGUUAACCCUCCCGGCCGAGCAUCGCAUCGGCAUUCUUGAGCCUCAGCUGUCAACACGUCCGCACUUAGUCAUGCACUUUUUCUUUUUUUCCUUCAUUCAACGACACUUCGAUAUUAUCCCAUAUCAUUCUGAACCUAUAUGCAAUUAA